AUGGCAGUGCCAGAGGGUGUCAACAAUGUGAAGCUCUCUUCCACCACUGGAACCUCGGUGCGCAAGCUCGAGGGUGCGGAGGCAGACACCGUGCGGACGGGCCUGGCUGCAUGCCCGACCAGUAUGUCGGCUGUUUAUCGCAAGAGCAGGCAGGAGAAGCUCGAUGAGGAGGUUUCCAGGGCGAACCUCUCGCUCGUGGAGCACAUGGCAAAGGCGGACGUGCAGCAGGACGCAUACAAGGGCACGGUCAUGGUUCCUGGCUGCUUUGUGCGGGAUGUGCAUGGGAUUUCCGCAGAGUCAGGCGUGGCAUUCUACAAGGGCUGCUCUCGGUGCCGCAAGAUGCUGACCGCUUACCACGGCGGAACCCGCCUGGAGUGCGAAAAGCAUGGAGAAGAUGCUGGACAGCCUGUGUACUGCGUGCAGGUCAGCCUUCAGGAGCUCUUUUGGCGUCAAGUUAGUGUGACUCACGUGGACACGUUUGAUCCCCUGCAAGCGCUGGAGUGCACAUUGUGGGAGGACGCGCUGCGGGCUCUGUCUAGCCACUACGGCCUGGAUGACUUGGAUGCUCCCAGCUUCUUGCAGGACCUCAUGGCCCACGCUGCGGGGGUCGAACAUGUUGCGCGGUUUGCUGUGGGGCUUGGCCGUGGAGGAGAUCAGCAGGUGGAUCUCUUCGACCUUGCGCCUGCCAUUACUGCGGACGGAGUGUGCGGCUUGUACAAGAACACGGGCAUCAACAUGUUUAGCAGCAGCCCCGGAUUGCCAUGUGUCUGCUGCUCGAUGUUGUCGCGGGACAAGGUUGGGCAGAUGAUUGCCAGCCACAAUGGCAAGGCCAAGGUCAUUGAUCAGGCUUGCGUGGUCUUCAAGGCAGAGAGCGACGCGGAUGCCAAAGUUCCAGCCGGAAUAGACGGCUUGGAGGUGACCAUCAAAGCCAGCUGCGCAGCCUGCCUGGAAAAGAUCACAUUGCAGCAGGCUGGCGCACCUGAAACGGUGCGGGUUGCUCUCCGCAUGCGCAAGGGCGAGUGCGGCAAGGCCCUGGUGGAGUGUCAGGCUGAUGGCUCGCAGCCUUUUCAGAUCCACGCAGUCAAGGAGGUUGCAGCGGAGCUCUACUGCAAGGCGUUCAAGUACACAGCCGACCAAUACAAGGGACACCUGGAGCAAAGUGUGGCUGUUGAGGCCUGCAAGGAUCAUCAAGCAGAGGUGGCGUCUUUGUUGACGGACACGCGCCCUGCCAAGCGCUUGAGGAUGAACAAGACCAUGGACGGGGACCAGCUUUGA
Molecule: messenger RNA, 1275 nt
Organism: Effrenium voratum
Lineage: Eukaryota; Dinophyceae; Suessiales; Symbiodiniaceae
Source: the annotation of a GenBank genome assembly